Liolophura sinensis is the source of this 1584-nucleotide messenger RNA. Its product is annotated as receptor-type tyrosine-protein phosphatase kappa-like. The record is from RefSeq and is a predicted model, not a curated record. The coding region runs from base 1 to 1584 and encodes 527 amino acids. Gene Ontology annotation, molecular function: protein tyrosine phosphatase activity. The transcript is spliced from 14 exons. Lineage: Eukaryota; Metazoa; Mollusca; Polyplacophora; Chitonida; Chitonidae. Gene Ontology annotation, biological process: protein dephosphorylation; motor neuron axon guidance.
AUGACAGAAUGUGAAGCAGAGGACCCGGAAGCUCACUUAGCCCCAGAGGAUCCCGAGGCAACAACGUACGAGAAUCACUUGAGCACGUCAGUUCCUGUAGAGGAAUUCUGGGACUACAUCCAAGAGAAAAUGGCAGCCGAUGGUUUCAAAGCCGAGUUCGCAGAAUUUCCCGCCGGACUCCAUGCCAAAGCUGAAGUGGCAAACCUUCCAUACAACAAGGCUAAAAGUCGCUACAAGAAUCUUGUCGCAUAUGACCACUCUCGUGUCGUCUUGAGACUCCAUGGACCCAAUGACAAAUCGGAUUACAUAAACGCCUGUUACAUUGACGUGAAAAACAAGACGAAGAUUCUCAAACAGUUUCACUUCUCGGCUUGGCCAGAUCACGGGGCACCUUCCGAUGCCACAAUUCUGCUUGACUUUCGAGAUAAGGUUCUGGAGUACAACUCGACUUUACCUGGACCAAUUAUCGUCCAUUGCAGUGCUGGGAUUGGACGCACGGGAACGUUCAUAGCUCUGGAUUACCUGAUCAAUCAGGCUAAAGAAGAGAAUGUGGUGAAUGUGCCGGCCUGUGUGAUGAUUCUGAGACAGCAGCGGGUCAACAUGGUGCAGACACAGGAACAGUACGAGUUUCUACAUGCAGCCCUGGGAGAAGCCUUGGAAUUCAGCGACAGUUCAAUUCCAUCUGUGAACUUUACCACCGUGUACUCUGACCUUUGCACUGUCGACCCCGAGACCGGACAGUCCAAGAUGGUCGCACAGUUUGAGGUCCUCCGGGAACUUUCACAACCCGCGAACAAGAUGCAAGUGGAAUCCGCCAGACAUCCGGACAACAUUUCCAAGAACAGAUACUCCAAAUUUUUAGCCCUUGAUAGCUGCAGGCCAUACCUGUCCACGCCAGUGUCCGACUGUAACGACUACAUCAAUGCUGUGUAUCUUCCGGGAUACAAACAGAAGAGGGGUUUUAUCCUAACUCAGACUCCUCUACCCAACACGGUCGUGGAUUUCUGGCGUCUGGUCUAUGAUCACAAAGUCAGUACCAUCAUCAUGUUGGACCGCGUGAAAACAGGGGAUAAGAAUGUUGGGGUGUAUUGGACAGAUAAGAAGGAAACGUUUAACCCGUUCGAGGUGGAGGUGACAGAUGUUGACCAGAGAGUGGAAUUCUCCACUUGGACUUACGAACUGAGCCACAAAGACAAGAAAGCACCUCAGCCCAUCAAAAAAUUCCGCUGCCCAUUUUUCACGAGUGAACCAACACUGGAGACUAUACCAACGCUUUUGACUGUACUACAGAGUGUUGACAUGUGGCGAGUUAAGGCUGGCGACGGACCUGUACUGGUUCAUUGCAGGGAUGGCGUGACAAAGAGUGGGUUGUUCUGUGUGGUUUGGACUGUGCUAGAAAGACUGAAGGUUGACCAGAACGUCAAUAUCCUACAGACUAUAAAGCAGAUGAGGAACAACAGACCGGAGAUUAUAACAGAUGUGGGUCAGCUUAACUUCAUCCACCAGGUCGUUUUGGGAUAUCUGGACAACUUCCAAACCUACGCUAAUUUCAGACCAAUGACAACAGAUUUGGAGGCGAUGUAA